Molecule: messenger RNA, 1233 nt
Organism: Musca vetustissima
Lineage: Eukaryota; Metazoa; Arthropoda; Insecta; Diptera; Muscidae
Exons: 3
Coding region: 1-1215 (404 amino acids)
Source: RefSeq, a predicted model, not a curated record
AUGUCAAAUACCACACCUCUAACACCCGAAACCGAAAUGUCAAACUUGAAAAAUAAUAACAAAAAACUUGCCGAUGGUUUUGAAGAUUAUUAUUACUAUGAUGAUGAGGAUGAUAAUAAUGCCGAUACGGAUAUUUCAGAUAAAGUGAAACCUCUGCAUCUGGAAGAUGUAGAGGUGGAGGAGGAGGAACAAGAAACAAACCAGCAAAAUGAUGGAAAACAAAAUGAAAUGAAAAGAUCGGCAGAGGAUAUGAGCAACAUGAAUACGGCUACCCUGUCGACAACCAUGGCCAGUACACCCACAACCAAUGUGAACGGCGGCAACAACAGCUCAUCUCAUUCCAAUGGUGUGCGUAAUCAUAAUAAUUACACAAAUUUUACAGAACCAUUCCAUGCCAGUGAUGGUUCCAACAACACAAUGUCACAAACGGAAGACUUCAAUAAUCCCUCCUCAGAUAGUCGGCUAAAGGCCAACAUAAUGAUGGCCUCAGCCUCAAUUUUGGCCACCUCGGUUAAUUCUUUAUCGGCCCUCAUUGCCAAUAAUGUUACACAACUGCCGCCGGGGACACCAAAAAUCACAAGGCCAUCAUCACCACCAGGCGAUUGGCUGCGAAGUAUGGAUGCUGCUGUUGCGGCCGUUUCACCGCCACCCUUAAGUGUAACAGCCACCGGCACCACCACCGAAGUUACCGAUGACAAAUUCCCAUUCACUUUGGAAAAUGUUCACAAAUCUGAAGAUUUGCGUCGCGAUGAAAACGAACCACGACGCAGACAAUCGAAGGGCCUAUCGGCUGAUUAUAAACCGCCCGGUUAUAUCAAUUAUUCGCCGGAAUCGAAAAAUUUGCUGACACGUUCGGCCUCGACGACUGUCAAUGAUUAUGACAGCGAAGAGAGUAAUAUAUCGUCGGAAGCGUUGUCUGUACAGCGCGCCUAUUUCAUGGAUGUCGGUGCAAUAUCAGCAAUCUGUUUUACAGUAUUCGGUAUCUGCUGUACAGUGGGUACCAUAGGUAUGGUUUUAUAUCGUCGUCGAUUCUUAAAUAAGCCUCAGGCAUUAAGUGAGCCGGACUCCAGUGUUUAUAUCGACGAUAGCACGAUGCGUGUUAGUGAUAAUUCAGAUGAAAUGUAUAGCUUGGAUAAUGAUUCGUUUUUAAAUUCAUUGGAGGCCAUGACAAUACAAAACUAUUGGACCGAUACUGUUAAACAUACAAAGCUUUAAUUACUAAUAUCUCCCCUA